CUCUUCUGCCCAUUAUGUAAGACCCAGUUAAACACACAAUGACACGUUGUAUUACUUUAGUUUGGCAUCCUGGAAAUUAAGUGCUCAGAUAGGAGUGUGAGCAGAAAUCAUACCAGACAUCAUAUCAUGUGACAACAUGUAGGCAUCAACUAAGUAAAGGAAAUCCUGUAGCGACAGCUCUGCACCUGUGAUACAACUUAAGGUACUGUACAGUCAUUCUCCUUAUAGACAAAAAAAUAUUUAAAAUGUUUUUCUCCUGGUUAGUGAAACUCCUCACUGAUGUGUUUGUUGUGGUAACUGCACCUUACUUUCUACACAUAUCAGAUGUUAUUGCUUUCAAUUUUAAGGGAAUUAGUUCAUCCUCGUCUUGCUUGAUCAAUUUCUCUCCAAAACUAUCGAUCACUAACAAAUGUCUUGUUUUUACAUAAUAAAUUAAUUAUCCCACUCAUUAGAGCACUAAAUUAGAGCCUAACUAUUCUAUUUUCAUUUCAAUCAUGAGCUCUCUCUUAUUCAACUCAAGAUCAACUUUGAAGACUGAGCUUGUACUAAUAAAUAGCUCUGUAGAAGAAUUAAAAGCACUUGCAAAUCAAUGGGGAUAAGGGGUCUUAUUAUUUUCAUUUUAUUUAUGUACUGCAAAUCACAGCACUUUACAGUAUCAAAGAGAAAACCCCAACAAUCCAACAACUGAAACACUUCAAGAUAGCAAGGUAGCAAGAAAAGAGAAAUGUCAUUUAACAGGAAGGAAGCUCUGGCAGAACCAGGCUCGAGUGAGACAGCGAUGUGCUGCAACUCACUGGAGGGGGAGAGGGGAUAAAAGCAAUUACACACAUAUAUAUCACUUUGGUUUCUUUCUUCUUCUUUUUUUUAUUUUAGAUCUGGCAGUGAGAAGAGAUGUAUGCUUUACAGUGGCUUCAUUUUUUCAUGUGUGCUUACUUCAAAGAAGCCUCACCUUGGACCAUUGAUGUGCCGUCUUUGGUUAAUGGUCUCCUUGGCUCAUGUGUGGUGAUCCCCUGCUCUUAUAACUACCCAGAUCCCCAAGGGAAGGCCAAAAGCUUCACAGGGAUUUGGAUGACCACUGAGGGGGAUCGAGUCAUCUAUCAUUCAGCUGAGUCGAAAAUUGUCAAGCAGUAUCAGAGUCGAACAAAACUUCUUGGAGACGCCAGCAAGAACUGCUCUCUGAUGAUUGAAAAUCUCCAACAAAAUGACAGAGGACCUUUUUAUUUCAGGAUUGAAAUUGAAGGUUACAACAGAGCUUCUUACAGGAAUAACAAAGUCUCCAUUUCAGUGAUGGAUGAACCAAAUCCCACUGAUUUCUUUGUGCAAGAGGAGGUAAAGGAGGGUGAAAAUGUGUCUGCAUCCUGCUCUGUGUUUCACUCCUGCCCCACAUAUCCACCUGAUUUCCACUGGAGUCACUCUGGAGAGCAUCACCUUCAAACACAGAAGCUUCAAAAUGGCCAGUGGAAAGCAACAUCUACUUUGACCUUUCACUCAAACCGCACUGAUCACAACCGACCUUUACAAUGCAGAGUUACAUACCACGGAGGAAAGCAUCAAGAAACAUCCAAGACCCUUAAAGUAAAAUAUGCUCCAGUGAAUGUGAAGGUUGAGUACCAGUCAGAUGUGAAUGAGGGAGAGACUGCACACCUGAAGUGCUCCAGUGAUGCAAACCCUGUCAGCAGCUAUGAGUGGCACAGUGAAACUGGAGCUCUGCUGAAUAAGGGACAAACCUACACAAUAUUAAUUGUCUCCAGACACUCAGUAGAGGCCGUGUACUGCACUGCUGUCAAUGAAGAAGGACAAGUCAGGUCAAGCACCGUGAAGCUCAAUGUGUUAUAUGCCCCUGACAUUAGGACUUCCUCAAAGUGCUCCUCAGAUUGGGGUGUGUUAAAAUGUGAGUGCAUCGUAGAGUCCAGGCCUCCCAGCAUGGUCCAUUUUGUUCUUGGUGACAGGCUGCAAAACAGCAGUGUAGAGACAAAUGGCUCUGUUACUACUGGGACUCUGCAGACAGACUUUGGGUCCUUUAAGUUUGUUCACUGCCUGGCAAACAACACACUGGGAAAUGAAAACCUCACACUCUCGUUACUUGUAAAUGACAACAUGCAGAAGAUUUUUAUUGUUUCUGGAACAGUUGUGAUAUUGUUGAUUAUUUUGAUAGCCACCGGAGUUGGAGUUGUUAACAAAAGGAAAGAGAACUAUGAGGAUGUCCACAGCAAUGACAUUUGCAGCAACGAUCAUGUAUAUGGCAACGUCCGGACUAAGCGGCGUGUCCCAUUAAAGACCAAUGUCUAACAUCUGUGGAAAACCAGCUGCAGUCUGCAUAUUUAUAAGCUCUGAUGGGAGUCAGAACAAAAAUACUUUCAGCGGCUCCCUUCUCACAAGGAAAAGAGGCUAAAAUAAUGAGUACAUUUCAUUUUUUAUUGUAAAUCACAUGCAUAUUCCAUUACAUGUUUUCUGUCAUCUCAAUUCACAUUUUAGUUUAAAAUAUAGUAACUAUAUAGGACAUUUCAAAUUUUGCCUUUGUUUGUCCUGUGAAAAACCGAAGUAAAAAGAAUUGUGAUAAAUCUGAUGCCAGACUU
This is a messenger RNA of Oreochromis niloticus (Nile tilapia), 2576 nucleotides long. Its product is annotated as myelin-associated glycoprotein. NCBI's taxonomy places the organism in Eukaryota, Metazoa, Chordata, Actinopteri, Cichliformes, Cichlidae. Bases 892 to 2289 code for a protein of 465 amino acids. The record is from RefSeq and is a predicted model, not a curated record. The transcript is spliced from 8 exons.